CGCACAAGCGCGGCCCAACGCCGCUCGUUCCCUCCUCUCGCUCCGUCUACCACACUCCUCUAUUCGCGCGUGCCGCACAUGCUGUCUGAGCGCAGCGCACUGCCGCACGACGCCGCCGCCGGCUCCAACGGCGCCGGCGAUGCGCUGCAGCCACCAGCCACGCCCGCUGCGCCCAACGGCACCGCAGCGCCGGGCGAGGACGAUGCGCAACUCUGGUCCAGCAUUCUCGCCAGCGUGCACGGCAGCCGUGCCGCACCGGUGCGCAAUGUCGUGAUGCUCGGCGAGACGGGCACUGGCAAGUCGACGCUUCUUGCCGGCCUGGCCAGCGGCAGCACCACGAGCGCCGGACCCUCUGUCGCUGCGACUAUGCCCAGCAGCAGCUCUUCUACCAACAUGAACGGGCACGUGAACGGCGUCUCGGCGACGCCUGAAGUAAGAGAUCUGGGGCUGGGCUAUGCCUACUGGGACGUUCGGGAUGACGACGGCGAAGACACACUGGCGCGCGUUGGCGUGUACCAAGUGCCCUCGUCGCACCCGCUGCACGUCUCGCUGCUGCCCCUAGCUCUGCAGCCGCCGCAGCUGGCGUCCUCCUCGGCCGGCCCAUCAGCCAAGGCCGACGCGCUGCGCAGCACUCUCUGGUUGCUCGUGCUGGACUGGAGCAACCCUUCAGCUUUCCUCGAUCAGCUCUUGACAUGGCUUGACAUCGUGGGGCAGACGACACGAGAGGCGCUCGGCGUGCCGGAGACGCAGAAGGAAGCCAAGUGGGGCCGGGAGCAAGAGUUUGCGCGCGAGCUGCAAGAAGGCUUGGAGACGUACAUUAGGGCAUACGUCGAGCCGGUAGCGCCUGCUGCGACAGCAGGAUUCGGUGUGCAGACGCCAGAUGGCGCCGCGACUGCGCCCACGCUGCUGCCAGCGUCGGCUGCAGGCCUGGUCGACGUGAACCUGCCGCUGGGAGACGACGUGCUGCAGCACAACCUCGGCGUGUCAAUCGUUGUCGUCUGCACCAAGGCUGAUCAGAUCUCGCGGCUGGAGAAGGACCGCGAGCUGAAGGAGGAGCAGUUUGACCAAAUACAGCAGAUGCUGCGCACCAUCUGCAUCAAGUACGGUGCCGCGCUCUUCUACACGGCACAGAGCCGGCCACAGACUUUCGAUGUGCUGCGGUCGUACGUUCUGCACCGCCUCUUCACGCCUGCGCCGGCCAGCCGUAUCGCUUCCUCUGGGACAGAAGCUGCCGCUGCACCGAACGGUGCGCCAUCAGAGGGCCCCGUGGCCGGUGGCGGCACGGCGCUCUCGACGCGCUUUCCGUUUCUGCAUCGCGCCUCGACCGUCGAGCGCGACAUUCUCAUCGUGCCGAGCGGCUGGGACAGCUGGGGCAAGAUUCACGCGCUGCGUGACGGCUAUGCAUGCGCGCCCGUGUCCGCGGGCUGGGAGUGCGACGUGCUGACGGAGCGCGUGCGGCGUGAGCGAGGACUUGCGAAGGGUGCGCCGGAGCUGGAGGAUGAGGCGCGGCAGCAGGAUCGUGGACAGGCUGCUGCCGCUGCCGAUGCUGGUGUGCUAAGCGCUGUGCGCUUGUAUGAGGAUCUCGUUGCUGGGUGGAAGGCCGCACCGGCGCCAAAUCCGAAUUCCUCGCGGGUCAAGGAGCCAGACGAGCAAGCCUUCCUGGCACAGCACUUCGCAACGCUGCAAAAGGACCCAGACACGCAGAGCCGCCUUGCUCGUCUCACGAGCGGCGGCGGCGGGGGAGGAGGAGGCACACCCUCAGUCGUCGGUCCGAUGCGCAGCGUCAGCCUCAGCCUGCCGGGCGUGGAGCGGGCGAUGCAGGACAGAGACACGCCGGAUUCGGAGGCUACGGUCAAGCCGCCACGAACGAGUCGGAGGGACUCGACGCGCGACUCUGUCUCGUCGAAGCCGACCAGUCCUUUGCUCGGCUCGUCCCCGGGCGCGAGCAGCCCGGGUGGCGUGAAGCAGUCGGAAGUGCUGCACUCUUUCUUCCAGAGCUUGCUCAACAAGGAGAAGACGCCGAGCAGCUCUCCUUCGAUCUCGCGCUCCGCACGCAGCGGAGAGCGUCGCAGCCACGCACCCUCGUCCGAGCGAGGCGGUGCCCCGAGUUCGGGCAGCCGCGCGCCGGACAGCUAGAGCUUCCGCUCUGAGCGGGCCCCGGCUCCGGCUCCUCUGCCGUCCUAUCGAUGCGUACGAGCGCAGCGCGGCCUGGCCCCGCAGCCCGGUGCCGGCAGAUCGCGCCCGCUCUCUCGCCCCUGCAUGUCCCCUACCAUACCCUCCUCAUCUUCUACUUUAGACGUCAUGCUCAGCGUGCGGCGCGCGCACACGGUUCCGCAGCAAUCUGACGGACACUGAGAAGCGGUGAAGCGAU
Molecule: messenger RNA, 2371 nt
Organism: Tilletiopsis washingtonensis
Lineage: Eukaryota; Fungi; Basidiomycota; Exobasidiomycetes; Entylomatales
Product: DLIC-domain-containing protein
Exons: 9
Coding region: 79-2136 (685 amino acids)
Biological process (GO): microtubule-based movement; microtubule cytoskeleton organization
Cellular component (GO): centrosome; cytoplasmic dynein complex
Molecular function (GO): dynein heavy chain binding
Source: RefSeq, a predicted model, not a curated record